GUUAUUUAUAAACAAAAUUGUUUGAGAUAUUCUGAAUUCUGAAUCGUGUUAUAUAUAUGUUAUUUGGGAUGACGCUUAAAAAAUGCAUAGCCCGUUGAAAAUAAAAUUAACGGAUCUGAAUCCGCAUCUAACAUGUAUCAUCUGUGAAGGUUAUUUUAUUAAUGCGACUACAAUCACCGAGUGUUUACAUUCUUUUUGCCGAAGUUGUAUUGUGAAGUACUUAGAAACAAAUAAAUAUUGUCCGAUUUGUGAAGUGCAAAUUCAUAAGACCAAACCGUUGUUAAAUUUACGAAGUGAUCAAACAUUACAAGAUAUUGUGUAUAAACUUGUUCCAGGACUCUUUCAAAAUGAAAUGCAAAGACGGAAAACAUUUUAUGCAUCAAAUCCAACAGUUACAAAACCAGCAGAUCCAGAAUUAUCUGGUGAAUUAUCGGAACGAAGUUAUAUUUAUACUAGUGAUGACUAUAUUAGCUUAUCACUGGAGUACUACAAUAAUAACAAUAACGAAUCUUCAAGCGAUGUUCAGUCAAGAAGGUAUUUACGAUGUCCGGCAGCUGUUUCAAUAUUGCAUUUACAAAAAUUAAUUCGUGCGAAAUAUGGUUUAACGAAAGAUCAUAAAGUUGAUAUUCUGUAUCAGAAUGAUGCUUUAUGUGAAGAUUUUACGCUUAUUGAUGUGGCGUACAUUUAUCUGUGGAAAAGAAAAGGCCCUUUGCACUUAACAUAUCGUAUAUUCGAAACCGAAUGUCGAAAGAAAAUCAAGUAUGAUUUUCAAAAUCAUGAAGAUGUUACAUCAAUCACAGCGGAUGAUUGUAACAAGAAUAUAUCUGUAUCAACUGCACCAGCAGAUGAUACGAAAUUAUCAACAGAAGCAGCACUUCCAACAAUCACCACAAUGGCAGCGCCUCAAACAACAUCAGCUUCGAUGUCAACAACACUAGUAACUGCUUCAACCACAUCAGUGUCGAUAACAAUGACAGUGCCGGUAACGGAUCCAAUUAAAUCCGAUAGUAUUACGACGACGGCGACAUCGGUGUCAAGUGCGACCGUGAUGGUACCUUUGGUGCCGGUUGUACCAACGCCAACAGAAGUUAGUAAAACGGACAAUAAACAAACAAAUUCAAAUUUUUUAGAUAAUAAUUUAAUAAAUGAAGUGACAACAUCAAUAAAUAAUACUACUACGUCUACAACAUCAUCUUCAAUAAUACCUAGUGCACUAGUAACUGAUAGUAGUUAUUUGAAUAAUAAUAAUAUAAGUGAUAAACAAUUGAAUGACGUUGUUUUAUGUGAUAAUAUACAGCAUGAGUCAGGUGAUAAAGAAGUACAUUUACAAAUUAGUGAAACAGGUAUAAUAUCUGUGACAACAAGUAUUGCAUCCUCAGCCGAGAUAACACAAACGAUGACGAAUCAAAUAACAAAACUUCCAAUUGAAAAUAGUACAGCAUCUGUGAUACCAAUGCAGCAGCAACGUUUAAAGAAAUCCGAUUUAAAGUCAGUACGAAAGAAUCAUAAAAUACCGACAACAAUAGCGACGUCAAUUGCGUCCCCAUCAACAGCAUCGACACCAGUCACAGUUGAAUCCCAACAAAAUGAACGGAAACGAAAAUUAUCAACAGAUUCAACGGACGGUAACACACAAAAGAAAUUAACAGCGGUAGUGACAGCGGUAGCGAGUCAACACCAAGUGCCUUUGACAAGUAGUGAUGAUAUAUUCAAAACAAGUAAAUUAAUUACAACAUGUGCGCCUACGCCUAAGCCCCCUCUAUCAAUACCGAAAUCACAAUCUCAAACACAAACGCAAAUGUUUAAUACAAAAACGACUACUAUUUUAUCAGCGUCAACACCUAAAAUGUCCAUUGCAGGUACUGCGAGAAAACCAACACCAGUAAUCAACCAGCAAAGUAUAUCAACGCCAAUAGCGGCCAUACGACAUGCAACUCCUGCAGUUACGACACCAAUUACAAAACAAAAAAUUGGACUACAACCAAAAAUUGCAAUAACAACGGCUCCGCCAACCUUAAACAAGUCAAACAAACCAAUUGGUUAUAAGACGUUACGAAAUCCACCAAAAGCUUGGAAUCCAACGUUACCCCCACGUAACUUGAAUCAUCCGUACGGUGGAUAUAUACCAAAUAUUGAUACGAAGAAAAUUCCUUUGUCAGUGUCAACAGCAUCAUCUUCACCGAUUACGACUCCUACAACCACGACAAUUGUAUCGUCUGCAUCGAAUUUAAUCGCUGCAACGGCCAUCUCUGUUCCAGUUUCAACAACAAAACCAAAUAAAUUCUUUAAGGUGCGAAAUAUGCCACGAUAUCUUGGGAAUCCAGCAUCUGGUGUAAAACCAAUGUAUCCCAUGUCAUCCCCAACGGCAAGCAACACAAUUACAACAAAAAAUGAUACAAAAGUUGUGAACUCCAUAACAACUACGACAUCCUCAAUUUUAACGCUAUCUUCAACGGUUAAGCGAACAAUGCCAAGCUCUACCAAUACUCCAAUACGAGCUACAUCACCGGUUAAAAGUUUAACAUCAAUUGCGGGUAAAUUAAACACGAAAACUACGUCUGUACAACAGGUACUCAACAAAGAAGCACCACCUCAACCGAAGAGUACACCUAGUGAAAUAGCUACACCACUGGUAGUGACCUCCAGUGAAUUGAUUGUUCCUAAAGUUGAUAUCGUAUCAAAUUCUCCUCAAUCUGAAACCACGGAGAAAGUUAAUACUCCUUCAACGGUUCCUCCUCCCGCUCCAAGUGAAAAUAAAGAAACAAGCGAUGAAACAAAACUUGAAGCAUCCAAAACGGAAGUACCAUCAACUGGAACAAACAUGACAUCAAGUGAUAAAGUAUUUCAAGCAUCACGAAACAGUUUAAAAUUAUCGUUAAGCUCACGGAACUCAACGAUGACUGUUUCGGAAAUGUUACAAUUACGUAACAGUCCAAAAACAACAAAUCCUCCUCAAUUAUCAGCGAAAAUCGAACAAAAAUCAAGUUCAGAAGCUGUAGAACAACCCCAACCAGCUUCGUCUGAUACAAACACACCUACUGCUCCAAGUGAAAAAGAAAAAGAAACACCAAAAGAAAACAACGUUGAAAAACUUGAAAUUGAGAAAACAAAAGAUGUUGAGAAAACAUCUGAAGUUAGGAUAAAAGAAUCUCCCCCAGAAAUGAAUAACCAAGAUAAUAAGUUAGGCGAAUUAAAAAUAUCACAAACAACGGUCCCAAUUUAUAGUCCACGAUUUAAGCAAAAAAAUGAUACAAAAUUUCAAAAGUCGUUAAACUCAAAUUUGCGUAUCGAUGUGCAUAAUACUGAAACACCUGAAAACAAAAUGUUAUACUCAUCACCGCAAGUGUCCCCUCAAUCACAACAAAAAUUGGAUAAAAAACAAAAAAAUGUGCCUUCCAGUCCAAAAUUUGAACGUGUCAGUAGUCCAAAAACAUUAUUAAUUAGUCCCAAAAGUCAAAAAUCAAGUCCCACUAUACAAAUGAAUCCAAUUUUUGAUCAACAUAAAACGAAGAGUCCACAAUUGGAUCGUAUGAGUCCAAAACAAAUUUAUAAAAUGUCACCAACACAUUCGAAACAAAAUUAUGAUCAUAAAACGAAGAGUAGCGGGGCAAGUAGUUCAAGUGCAUCAGGUUCGGAUAAAAGUGGUACCAGUUCAACGAAAUCACCAACAGUUAAGAAUCAAUUAAGUCCGAAAAGUUUAAGUAAAACGGAUUUAACGACAGUGCCAUCACAGCAAAAGUUUAAUUUUGUGCCAGCGAAUCCAUUUAUACCGAAUUUAUCAUCACCGAAUUUAAGUCCAAAUUUUUUAUUCUCAAAUUAUGCGAUUAGUGCGGCGAAUCAAAUUAUGUCGAAUUAUGAGAAUCGAUUAUUACCACAACAUAAUUGUCCGAAAAAUAUGAAUAGUAUUCUCGAAUUGUCUGCAUACCAUAAUAUACCGUUAAUGAGUGCAAUGUUUUAUAAUCAACAUCGAUUGGGUUAUCCACCAGGUCCACAACCUCCACCUCCCCCUACUGGAGCCACACCAUGCUCUUUAACUGGCAGUCAAACGCUGUCGCCAUCAUCUUCAGCGAUUACAUCACCUAUAACAAGUGUUACGAACUCAAAAUCAGUCGAUUCCAAAUCAAAACAAUCAAAAGAGAAAAAUUUAAAUAAU
Molecule: messenger RNA, 4153 nt
Organism: Chrysoperla carnea
Lineage: Eukaryota; Metazoa; Arthropoda; Insecta; Neuroptera; Chrysopidae
Product: mucin-17-like
Exons: 9
Biological process (GO): negative regulation of transcription by RNA polymerase II
Cellular component (GO): PRC1 complex
Molecular function (GO): promoter-specific chromatin binding
Source: RefSeq, a predicted model, not a curated record